CGGCGCGCCUCGAUGUGGCACAUUCGGACAUUUUCGACGACGAGGCCGACGCUUUCGUCUGCCGGGUUCGAGCUGAGGAAGCUCACGCACACUCAUGGCGAAGGGGAUGUCACACAUCUCUUCCCGGGCAUGGCGUUCCUAACAGCGCGGGAUAUCAUCGUCAAGACAAGGCUGUUUAAGAUUAUGAGCAAGAUGCCGAAAGGUGCUCUCUUGCAUGCACAUCUAGAUGCGACAGUGAACGCGCGAGUGCUGCUCGACCUGGCCCUCAAGUAUCCUGCCUUCCAUAUAAUGGCCGAGCAGUCGCUUACUGCGUUGAACUUGAACUCCAUACGGCCUAAAUUUCGCCCAUUACCUCGCUCGGUGUGGACUGAGCACUGUAGCCUGACAGAAUCUUAUGAGGUGGGGGCAUGGGUCCCGCUCCAUAAAGCGCGAGAAAACUUCACGUUCGGCGGGCCAGAGGGUUUCGACAGAUGGGUUAUAAGCGCUCUUACUAUCAGCCCAGCCGAAGCCUACAGGACGCACAAUACGACGGUCAAGAUUUGGGACAAGUUUACAUCGACGUUUAGAAUGGCAAGCGGUCUCAUCCACUAUCUCCCGCUCUGGAAGGAGUACGUCCGGGCCUUCCUGCUCUCAUCUGUCGAAGACGGGAUCUCCUACAUUGAAGUGCGCGUUAACUUCUGGUAUCGUUUCAUCAUCAAUGAAGAGGGCGAAGAAGUCGUCUCGCACCACGACUGGCUGGCCGCAUUCGACCGCAUCGUGCACGACGUGCAGGCUGAGCUCGCCGCUCAAGGGCGUGCAGAUGAGCUCAUCGGGUGCAAAAUUAUCUACUCGACAAUACGCAAUGAGACGCCGGAAGACCUCGAGUGGUACCUCGAGGACUGUCUUGCGCUCAAACAGGCGUUCCCGCACCUCCUUGCUGGUUUCGAUCUUGUCGGGCACGAAGACCUCCUGCGGCCGCUGAUCGAUUACCUGGUGCCCCUUCAACGUUUUGUCGCACGUCAGCGCGAAUUAGGCCUCGACAUACCGUUCAUUUUCCAUGCGGGUGAAACCCUGGGCGACGGAACUGCCGCUGACAUGAACCUCUACGAUGCCCUCCUGCUCGGCACAAAGCGCAUUGGGCAUGGAUUUUCGCUCAUCAAGCACCCCGAGCUCAUGAAGAUCUGCAGAGAAAGAGACGUCGCCAUUGAGGUGUGCCCCAUCUCGAACGAGAUCCUACGACUGACCUCGUCGAUGCCCGCACAUCCGCUCGCGGCGGUCAUGAAUCACGGUGUACCGGUGACACUGUGCUCGGACGAUCCGUCCGUGUUCGGGAACAUGGGCCUCUCGUACGACUUCUUUCAGGUGCUCGUCGCGAGUGAGCUUAACAGCUUGAAGACGAUGGGGUGCCUCGCACGAGAUAGUUUCAAGUACUGUUGCUUGACGGACGACGAGAAGGAUCGGGCAACCGCUUUAUGGGACAAGCAGUGGAGAAAAUUCAACGACUGGCUCGUGCAAGAGCAACACAGGACACUCAACAAUUGAAAUAUCGCUUUUGUCCAAAUGUUUCAUGAGCCGAAAUACCCAGGAGAACAUGCUCGUCAACCGAGUAGAAGGUAGAAUACCUCCAGGGGAUGUAGAACAGUAGAUUCAUAGCAUCUUGUAUGCAAAACACCACCUCUCACGCGAACACCUUAGAGACUGCGAGCUCGUCCUCGGGCCGCUUCCUGCUCUCUUUGCGCCUGCUCUGAUCAAUCUCUGCGUCCUUCCGAUUGCCAUACUUUCCUGCCUUCUCGCGCUUGAUCGCCGAGCGGACUGCAGCCGGGGACACAAACUCUGGGUUCGAGUACACGGUUGCGCCGCUGAACGCGCCCUCGAAAAUGCGGAUGGGAGUAAGCACGAAGCGGGGGCCGAUCUCGAUGAGGCUCAUCUGCGGCGGACCGUUCGGCUGCAGUGGGUCUUUCUCAAUGAUCUGAAAAUUGCGGAACCAGGUUUUGUUGUCGAGCAGCGAGAAGGUAAGGAUGUGGUCGAUGAACGGCUUCGCUUUGCGCGCGCUUGGAGAUACACCGAAUAUGUGCGUGAAGACCUCUUUUGUGAGCCGACCCCAUUCUGUGUCGUCGAACGCGUGGUCAAAGCUGAGCAGCCCUCGGCUACCUUUGAGGCAGUUGCCAGUCAUCUUGAGUUCGUCCAUAGUGUGAACGUUCUGUACAUGCAUCUUUAUGCUCGGUCCAUUUGGCGUCUUCGCUGCCCACAAAUACAGAUCUUCGUGUCUACGCGCUUCAAAAUAGAGGGCGUUAUUACAAUUAUUGAGGUCUGCGAGCUCGGGAAGGAGGUGUAGGUGGUUCUUUGAGUCCAGCUUUGAGUCUUUCUUAACAUGUGGCAACAAAGCCUCAAUGUCAUUCAUGAGAUGCCGCAUACGGUGGGUAAUGCCGCGAGAUGACAAGAGCAGCACCCGCUGCUUGUUCCUCGACCGCUUCUGUGAAGGCUGCUCAUCUACAUCUAUAGCAUCUGCCUUACGCUUCCCCUUUGGGUCGGCCUUGUGGGCAUUCUUUUCCUGAGCCUUGAACACUGAGGUCAUGUUGAACGAGAUAAAUAGCAAGAAAUGAGAAG
Messenger RNA from Phanerochaete carnosa HHB-10118-sp, 2586 nucleotides. RefSeq lists its product as uncharacterized. NCBI's taxonomy places the organism in Eukaryota, Fungi, Basidiomycota, Agaricomycetes, Polyporales, Phanerochaetaceae. The coding region runs from base 13 to 1521 and encodes 502 amino acids. Gene Ontology annotation, molecular function: adenosine deaminase activity. The transcript is spliced from 14 exons. Gene Ontology annotation, biological process: adenosine catabolic process; inosine biosynthetic process. The record is from RefSeq and is a predicted model, not a curated record.